AUGAGCCGUGAAGGGAGCGAGGACUGGUGGAAUGAGAGAGACACGGAGAAGCCAUGGGAGUUCCUCACAUGCCACCAUGCCUCACAUGCCACCAUGCCUCACAUGCCACCAUGCCCCACAUGCCACCAUGCCUCACAUGCCACCAUGCCUCACAUGCCACCAUGCCUCACAUGCCACCAUGCCCCACAUGCCACGAUGCCUCACAUGCCACCAUGCCUCACAUGCCACCAUGCCCCACAUGCCACCAUGCCCCACAUGCCACCAUGCCUCACAUGCCACCAUGCCUCACAUGCCACCAUGCCCCACAUGCCACCAUGCCCCACAUGCCACCAUGCCUCACAUGCCACCAUGCCUCACAUGCCACCAUGCCUCACAUGCCACCAUGCCCCACAUGCCACCAUGCCUCACAUGCCACCAUGCCUCACAUGCCACCAUGCCCCAGAUGCCACCAUGCCCCACAUGCCACCAUGCCCCACAUGCCACCAUGCCCCACAUGCCACCAUGCCCCACAUGCCACCAUGCCCCACAUGCCACCAUGCCCCACAUGCCACCAUGCCCCACAUGCCACCAUGCCUCACAUGCCACCAUGCCCCACAUGCCACCAUGCCCCACAUGCCACCAUGCCCCACAUGCCACCAUGCCUCACAUGCCACCAUGCCCCACAUGCCACCAUGCCUCACAUGCCACCAUGCCCCACAUGCCACCAUGCCCCACAUGCCACCAUGCCCCACAUGCCACCAUGCCCCACAUGCCACCAUGCCCCACAUGCCACCAUGCCCCACAUGCCACCAUGCCCCACAUGCCACCAUGCCCCACAUGCCACCAUGCCUCACAUGCCACCAUGCCCCACAUGCCACCAUGCCCCACAUGCCACCAUGCCUCACAUGCCACCAUGCCUCACAUGCCACCAUGCCCCAGAUGCCACCAUGCCCCACAUGCCACCAUGCCCCACAUGCCACCAUGCCCCACAUGCCACCAUGCCCCACAUGCCACCAUGCCCCACAUGCCACCAUGCCCCACAUGCCACCAUGCCCCACAUGCCACCAUGCCCCACAUGCCACCAUGCCCCACAUGCCACCAUGCCCCACAUGCCACCAUGCCCCACAUGCCACCAUGCCCCACAUGCCACCAUGCCCCACAUGCCACCAUGCCCCACAUGCCACCAUGCCCCACAUGCCACCAUGCCCCACAUGCCACCAUGCCUCACAUGCCACCAUGCCCCACAUGCCACCAUGCCCCACAUGCCACCAUGCCUCACAUGCCACCAUGCCCCACAUGCCACCAUGCCCCACAUGCCACCAUGCCUCACAUGCCACCAUGCCCCACAUGCCACCAUGCCUCACAUGCCACCAUGCCCCACAUGCCACCAUGCCCCACAUGCCACCAUGCCUCACAUGCCACCAUGCCCCACAUGCCACCAUGCCCCACAUGCCACCAUGCCUCACAUGCCACCAUGCCCCACAUGCCACCAUGCCCCACAUGCCACCAUGCCUCACAUGCCACCAUGCCCCACAUGCCACCAUGCCCCACAUGCCACCAUGCCCCACAUGCCACCAUGCCCCACAUGCCACCAUGCCCCACAUGCCACCAUGCCUCACAUGCCACCAUGCCCCACAUGCCACCAUGCCCCACAUGCCACCAUGCCCCACAUGCCACCAUGCCAAUGCACAUGCCCCACAUGCCACCAUGCCCCACAUGCCACCAUGCCCCACAUGCCACCAUGCCCCACAUGCCACCAUGCCCCACAUGCCACCAUGCCCCACAUGCCACCAUGCCCCACAUGCCACCAUGCCCCACAUGCCACCAUGCCCCACAUGCCACCAUGCCCCACAUGCCACCAUGCCUCACAUGCCACCAUGCCCCACAUGCCACCAUGCCCCACAUGCCACCAUGCCUCACAUGCCACCAUGCCCCACAUGCCACCAUGCCCCACAUGCCACCAUGCCUCACAUGCCACCAUGCCCCACAUGCCACCAUGCCCCACAUGCCACCAUGCCCCACAUGCCACCAUGCCCCACAUGCCACCAUGCCCCACAUGCCACCAUGCCUCACAUGCCACCAUGCCCCACAUGCCACCAUGCCCCACAUGCCACCAUGCCCCACAUGCCACCAUGCCUCACAUGCCACCAUGCCCCACAUGCCACCAUGCCCCACAUGCCACCAUGCCCCACAUGCCACCAUGCCCCACAUGCCACCAUGCCCCACAUGCCACCAUGCCCCACAUGCCACCAUGCCCCACAUGCCACCAUGCCCCACAUGCCACCAUGCCCCACAUGCCACCAUGCCUCACAUGCCACCAUGCCCCACAUGCCACCAUGCCCCACAUGCCACCAUGCCCCACAUGCCACCAUGCCCCACAUGCCACCAUGCCCCACAUGCCACCAUGCCCCACAUGCCACCAUGCCCCACAUGCCACCAUGCCCACAUGCCACCAUGCCCCACAUGCCACCAUGCCCCACAUGCCACCAUGCCCCACAUGCCACCAUGCCUCACAUGCCACCAUGCCCCACAUGCCACCAUGCCCCACAUGCCACCAUGCCCCACAUGCCACCAUGCCCCACAUGCCACCAUGCCCCACAUGCCACCAUGCCCCACAUGCCACCAUGCCCCACAUGCCACCAUGCCCCACAUGCCACCAUGCCCCACAUGCCACCAUGCCCCACAUGCCACCAUGCCCCACAUGCACCAUGCCACCAUGCCCCACAUGCCACCAUGCCCCACAUGCCACCAUGCCCCACAUGCCACCAUGCCCCACAUGCCACCAUGCCCCACAUGCCACCAUGCCCCACAUGCCACCAUGCCCCACAUGCCACCAUGCCUCACAUGCCACCAUGCCCCACAUGCCACCAUGCCCCACAUGCCACCAUGCCCCACAUGCCACCAUGCCCCACAUGCCACCAUGCCCCACAUGCCACCAUGCCCCACAUGCCACCAUGCCUCACAUGCCACCAUGCCCCACAUGCCACCAUGCCCCACAUGCCACCAUGCCCCACAUGCCACCAUGCCUCACAUGCCACCAUGCCCCACAUGCCACCAUGCCCCACAUGCCACCAUGCCUCACAUGCCACCAUGCCCCACAUGCCACCAUGCCCCACAUGCCACCAUGCCCCACAUGCCACCAUGCCCCACAUGCCACCAUGCCCCACAUGCCACCAUGCCUCACAUGCCACCAUGCCCCACAUGCCACCAUGCCCCCCCACAUGCCACCAUGCCCCACAUGCCACCAUGCCCCACAUGCCACCAUGCCCCACAUGCCACCAUGCCCCACAUGCCACCAUGCCCCACAUGCCACCAUGCCCCACAUGCCACCAUGCCCUCACAUGCCACCAUGCCCCACAUGCCACCAUGCCCCACAUGCCACCAUGCCCCACAUGCCACCAUGCCCCACAUGCCACCAUGCCCCACAUGCCACCAUGCCCCACAUGCCACCAUGCCCCACAUGCCACCAUGCCCCACAUGCCACCAUGCCUCACAUGCCACCAUGCCCCACAUGCCACCAUGCCCCACAUGCCACCAUGCCCCACAUGCCACCAUGCCCCACAUGCCACCAUGCCCCACAUGCCACCAUGCCCCACAUGCCACCAUGCCCCACAUGCCACCAUGCCCCACAUGCCACCAUGCCCCACAUGCCACCAUGCCCCACAUGCCACCAUGCCCCACAUGCCACCAUGCCUCACAUGCCACCAUGCCCCACAUGCCACCAUGCCACCAUGCCCCACAUGCCACCAUGCCCCACAUGCCACCAUGCCUCACAUGCCACCAUGCCCCACAUGCCACCAUGCCCCACAUGCCACCAUGCCCCACAUGCCACCAUGCCCCACAUGCCACCAUGCCCCACAUGCCACCAUGCCUCACAUGCCACCAUGCCCCACAUGCCACCAUGCCUCACAUGCCACCAUGCCCCACAUGCCACCAUGCCCCACAUGCCACCAUGCCCCACAUGCCACCAUGCCUCACAUGCCACCAUGCCCCACAUGCCACCAUGCCCCACAUGCCACCAUGCCCCACAUGCCACCAUGCCCCACAUGCCACCAUGCCCCACAUGCCACCAUGCCUCACAUGCCACCAUGCCCCACAUGCCACCAUGCCUCACAUGCCACCAUGCCCCACAUGCCACCAUGCCCCACAUGCCACCAUGCCCCACAUGCCACCAUGCCUCACAUGCCACCAUGCCCCACAUGCCACCAUGCCUCACAUGCCACCAUGCCCCACAUGCCACCAUGCCCCACAUGCCACCAUGCCCCACAUGCCACCAUGCCCCACAUGCCACCAUGCCUCACAUGCCACCAUGCCCCACAUGCCACCAUGCCCCACAUGCCACCAUGCCCCACAUGCCACCAUGCCCCACAUGCCACCAUGCCCCACAUGCCACCAUGCCUCACAUGCCACCAUGCCCCACAUGCCACCAUGCCCCACAUGCCACCAUGCCCCACAUGCCACCAUGCCCCACAUGCCACCAUGCCUCACAUGCCACCAUGCCCCACAUGCCACCAUGCCCCACAUGCCACCAUGCCCCACAUGCCACCAUGCCCCACAUGCCACCAUGCCCCACAUGCCACCAUGCCUCACAUGCCACCAUGCCCACAUGCCACCAUGCCCACAUGCCACCAUGCCCCACAUGCCACCAUGCCCCACAUGCCACCAUGCCCCACAUGCCACCAUGCCUCACAUGCCACCAUGCCCCACAUGCCACCAUGCCCCACAUGCCACCAUGCCCCACAUGCCACCAUGCCCCACAUGCCACCAUGCCCCACAUGCCACCAUGCCCCACAUGCCACCAUGCCCCACAUGCCACCAUGCCCCACAUGCCACCAUGCCCCACAUGCCACCAUGCCCCACAUGCCACCAUGCCCCACAUGCCACCAUGCCCCACAUGCCACCAUGCCCCACAUGCCACCAUGCCCCACAUGCCACCAUGCCCCACAUGCCACCAUGCCCCACAUGCCACCAUGCCCCACAUGCCACCAUGCCCCACAUGCCACCAUGCCCCACAUGCCACCAUGCCCCACAUGCCACCAUGCCCCACAUGCCACCAUGCCCCACAUGCCACCAUGCCCCACAUGCCACCAUGCCCCACAUGCCACCAUGCCUCACAUGCCACCAUGCCCCACAUGCCACCAUGCCCCACAUGCCACCAUGCCCCACAUGCCACCAUGCCCCACAUGCCACCAUGCCCCACAUGCCACCAUGCCAUGCCCCACAUGCCACCAUGCCCCACAUGCCACCAUGCCCCACAUGCCACCAUGCCCCACAUGCCACCAUGCCCCACAUGCCACCAUGCCCCACAUGCCACCAUGCCCCACAUGCCACCAUGCCCCACAUGCCACCAUGCCCCACAUGCCACCAUGCCCCACAUGCCACCAUGCCCCACAUGCCACCAUGCCCCACAUGCCACCAUGCCCCACAUGCCACCAUGCCCCACAUGCCACCAUGCCCCACAUGCCACCAUGCCCCACAUGCCACCAUGCCCCACAUGCCACCAUGCCCCACAUGCCACCAUGCCCCACAUGCCACCAUGCCCCACAUGCCACCAUGCCCCACAUGCCACCAUGCCCCACAUGCCACCAUGCCCCACAUGCCACCAUGCCCCACAUGCCACCAUGCCCCACAUGCCACCAUGCCCCACAUGCCACCAUGCCCCACAUGCCACCAUGCCCCACAUGCCACCAUGCCCCACAUGCCACCAUGCCCCACCCACAUGCCACCAUGCCCCACAUGCCACCAUGCCCCACAUGCCACCAUGCCCCACAUGCCACCAUGCCCCACAUGCCACCAUGCCCCACAUGCCACCAUGCCCCACAUGCCACCAUGCCCCACAUGCCACCAUGCCCCACAUGCCACCAUGCCCCACAUGCCACCAUGCCCCACAUGCCACCAUGCCCCACAUGCCACCAUGCCCCCACAUGCCACCAUGCCCCACAUGCCACCAUGCCCCACAUGCCACCAUGCCCCACAUGCCACCAUGCCCCACAUGCCACCAUGCCCCACAUGCCACCAUGCCCCACAUGCCACCAUGCCUCACAUGCCACCAUGCCCCACAUGUCACCAUGCCCCACAUGCCACCAUGCCUCACCUCCUCUUGUCUGCAUCGCUGUCAUCAUCCUGCUUGCGCUGCCACCAGGUCACCCAGGGGCGAUCGCCAUGGGGAGAGACCGAGGGAGGGAGUGA
Messenger RNA from Closterium sp. Naga37s-1, 6168 nucleotides. The record is from the annotation of a GenBank genome assembly. Lineage: Eukaryota; Viridiplantae; Streptophyta; Zygnematophyceae; Desmidiales; Closteriaceae.